AUGGGCAUAUUGUCGAACCGAUCAUCUAUAGAUGGCUUCAUCCUCUUGGGCAUCUUUUCCUGUAGCCAGACUGAUCUUGUCCUCUUCUCUGUGGUUAUGGUGGUCUUCACAGUGGCUCUCUGUGGGAAUGUUCUCCUCAUCUUCCUCAUCUGCACAGACCCUCAACUUCGUACACCCAUGUACUUCUUCCUCAAGCAGCUCUCCCUCAUGGAUCUUAUGCUGGUUUGUAACAUUGUGCCCAAGAUGACAGUCAAUUUCCUAUCUGGCGUGAAGUACAUUUCCUUUGUGGGUUGUGGCAUACAAAUUGGCUUUUUUGUCUCCCUGGUAGGGUCAGAGGGGCUUUUGCUGGGACUCAUGGCUUAUGAUCGUUAUGUGGCCAUUAGCCACCCACUUCACUAUCCCAUCCUCAUGAGUCAGAGGGUCUGUCUGCAGAUUGCUGGAAGUUCCUGGGCCUUUGGGAUUCUAGAUGGAAUGAUCCAGAUGGUGGCAGCCAUGAGCUUACCCUACUGUGGCUCCAGGAAUGUGGAUCAUUUCUUCUGUGAGGUGCCGGCUUUAUUGAAACUGGCCUGUGCAGACACAUCCCUUUUCGACACUCUGCUCUUUGCUUGCUGUGUCUUCAUGCUGCUCCUUCCCUUCUCUAUCGUUGUGGUCUCCUAUGCUCGUCUCUUGGGGGUGGUGUUCCAGAUGCGCUCUGCUCAGGCUCGUAAAAAGGCUCUGGCCACCUGUUCCUCCCACCUGAUGGCUGUUUCCCUUUUCUACGGGGCAGCCAUGUUCAUCUACCUGAGGCCUAGGCGCUACCGGACCCCUAGCCAUGACAAGAUGGUCUCUAUCUUCUACACGGUCCUUACUCCUAUGCUUAACCCCCUCAUUUAUAGCUUGAGGAAUCGGGAUGUGAUGGGGGCCCUGAGGAAGAGGCUGGAAAAUUGUAGGUUUGGCAGCCAACCCUGA
Messenger RNA from Equus quagga, 948 nucleotides. RefSeq names its product olfactory receptor 56. The record is from RefSeq and is a predicted model, not a curated record. Lineage: Eukaryota; Metazoa; Chordata; Mammalia; Perissodactyla; Equidae. Gene Ontology annotation, cellular component: membrane. Bases 1 to 948 code for a protein of 315 amino acids. The transcript has a single exon. Gene Ontology annotation, biological process: G protein-coupled receptor signaling pathway. Gene Ontology annotation, molecular function: G protein-coupled receptor activity; olfactory receptor activity.